Molecule: messenger RNA, 1543 nt
Organism: Chaetomium fimeti
Lineage: Eukaryota; Fungi; Ascomycota; Sordariomycetes; Sordariales; Chaetomiaceae
Exons: 1
Coding region: 395-1366 (323 amino acids)
Source: RefSeq, a predicted model, not a curated record
UAUGGUUUAAGACGGACGGUAUUACCUGGAACCGACGCCAGAUCUUGGGAUCGAUAGUAUAUCUGGAGACAAGCCAAGGUUGACUUGCACAGUCAUUGCGCUGUAUCAAACCCCAACUCGGUUGCGAUCACGGAAGUUCAACCUUGCCUCGCCAGUCACGAUGAUUUUAUUCGACUCGAGACGCAGGAAAUGGUUUGAUCAUGCCGGGACCAGUAAAAGACCCCUUUACCGUGCAUAUCAAGUUGCGGCGGCAGGCGCCCCCUUGACUGCCAAGGGGAGCAUCCUCUCCGCCGUUCGAGCGGGCAACGCCUUCCUAACUCGUUAGUGAAAAGUUUUCCCAACUGAUCUCCAGCACCGGACUUCAACUUUGAGUUCCAUAAACCAUCAAGCCAAGAUGGACAACCCCCCCGGCCAAGCAGCCACCCCCAUGGCGAAUCCCGCCCAACAACCCCCCGGCCAAGCAGCCGCCGCCAUGGCGGAUCUCGCCCAACAAGCAACCACCUUGGCUACGGCCAUGCGAUUUGUCCACGGCAUCGUCCAGCAGAUGGAGGCCGAUGGGGAAACCCCCGAGUUGGGUUUUGCCAACAGACUGGAGAAAAAGUUCAGUCUCCUCCAUGACGAGUGGGCCCAACUCAUUGCCAACGUGCAGUCCAUCCGCACCCUAGAGGCUGAACUCCAGGCGUUUCGCGAAGAGUUAGCUACGGAAAAGGAGGCAUCGCUCAAGCGGCGGGCUGCGGUGGACGCCCAAGUCCUCGCGCUGGAUUCCCGACAAGACGGCAUCAAUGCCAAGGAGACGGACCUUGACGCCCGACGUGCCAGCGCCGUGGCCAAGGAUGCCGAUCUCGACCGGUUGAGCGUCAGCCUCGAUGGCAGGGCAGCGGCCCUCGAAACACUUGAUGCUCUAAUCCAAGAGCGGAUGAUUGCCCUCCAGGGCCAAGAAACUGCCACAAGCGCAAAAGCUCUUGCCAUGGACGUCCGUGAUAACGCGGCCAGGGACAGGGAAGCGAGCCUGGCAUCCCAGGAAGCGGAGAUCCACACGAGAGUCGUCGGCCUUCACACCCGGGAGGCCCUCGUAGCGAGCACACUGGCUGACUUGGAAAACAGGAAAGCCGCAUUCGACAAGGCGACGUCCGACCUCAAUUCCCGAGAAAACCACCUCACGAGCAGACUGGCCGAUCUCGAGGCCCUAGAAACACGGCUGGCCGACAAGGCCGCGGACCUCGUGUCCCGUGAGGCCCAGCUAGUGGAAAAGAUCGCGGGCCUCGAGUCUCGGACGACCCAGUUGAUGGACAAAACCACGGAUAUCGAGUCCCGGGAGGCCCAAGUGAUAGAUAGGGCGGCCGCCCUCGACAUCCGAGAAACCUAGCUCAUAGGCAAGGUGGCCGGCAUCGGGGCCCGAGUAGCACAGCUCAGAGACAAGACAACGGAUAUCGAGUCCCGGGAGACCCGGGUGGCGAACAAAGCCGCGGACAUCGGGGCCCGGGAGACCCAACUAGCAAGUAGGGAGGCCGAUCUCGGCAGCAGAGAAGCCACGUUGGUUGGC